Molecule: messenger RNA, 863 nt
Organism: Carcharodon carcharias (great white shark)
Lineage: Eukaryota; Metazoa; Chordata; Chondrichthyes; Lamniformes; Lamnidae
Product: NPC intracellular cholesterol transporter 2-like
Exons: 4
Coding region: 176-625 (149 amino acids)
Biological process (GO): intracellular cholesterol transport; cholesterol efflux
Molecular function (GO): cholesterol binding
Source: RefSeq, a predicted model, not a curated record
GGCGGCCUCCGCGAUAGCUGAUAUGGGACUCGCUUUCCGCCCUUGCCCGGGUUAGGCUGGGCGGGGUUUGAUCCCGCUGGAAGUUGCGGGGGAGUGAAUCAUGUGAAGGCCAAGCCUUUAUAAAUUUUCCGACAACAGCUCCUCACUUCCCUCUCGGUCAGGCGGUGUUUAGGGGAUGGAGGCUGUGUGUGGGCUCAUGGCCGCCCUCCUGGCUCUGGGGACUCUGUGUGGUGCCGAGCCCGUCAAGUUUCACGACUGUGGUUCUACAGCAACACAAAUGAUAGUGGAUAUCACCCCCUGCCCCUCUCUGCCAUGUGUUCUUCACAAAGAACAAACAUACAGUGUGAACGUCACCUUUACCAGCACAACCUCAAGUCAGACAAGUGAGGCUGUGGUUCAUGGUAUCCUAGCUGGAAUUCCAGUUCCUUUUCAUAUUCCUAAUUCUGAUGGUUGUAAAUCUGGGAUUCAGUGCCCCAUCCAGAAGAAUCAGAAGUACAGCUACAUCAAUUCAUUACCAAUAAAGGGUGAAUACCCAUCAGUUAAGUUGGAAGUUAAAUGGGAGCUGCAAGAUGACAGUAAGACUGAUAUCUUCUGCUGGGCGAUCCCAGUCAAGAUUUCCAGCUGAACCAGAUCACUGAUUACUAACUCCACCACUAGUUGAUUAUUGUAUUUAGAUACUGUGGACAGCUGCGCAAUGGGAAAUUAAACAGAACUUUUUUGAAAUGGAGAUUUUUUCAUAUUUUUUCAAAUUCUUGUAACUUUGGGACAAUUUCUAGAUUAAAAUUGUGAACUGUCCUUGGCUUUAAUACUAAAAUUGGUUUUGUAAAUUAACCUGAUUGUGUCAAUAAAGAGGUUAACUACAA